AUGAUACGCGGUCAAGAUGCACAUGGAGGCAAUGUUCAAUCAGAAAAUCCUGUUAUUCAUCAUGAUGAUGUCAAAUGUGAUCAUUGUCAAAAUGAUGUUAUUGGAAUUCGUUUUGAUUGUGUUCAUUGUCCAUCAUUAACAUUUUGUGAAAAAUAUGAACAACAAACAACAUUAAAUCAUUCAACAGAAAAUCAAUUUCUUCAACAGCAACAACAACAUGUUUUCAAAUUUAUUAUGGUGCCACAAGAAGAAGCUAAUUAA
Rotaria sp. Silwood2 is the source of this 261-nucleotide messenger RNA. NCBI's taxonomy places the organism in Eukaryota, Metazoa, Rotifera, Eurotatoria, Philodinida, Philodinidae. The record is from the annotation of a GenBank genome assembly.